Molecule: messenger RNA, 1308 nt
Organism: Hypoxylon fragiforme
Lineage: Eukaryota; Fungi; Ascomycota; Sordariomycetes; Xylariales; Hypoxylaceae
Product: PEBP-like protein
Exons: 4
Coding region: 339-1085 (248 amino acids)
Biological process (GO): regulation of proteolysis; regulation of Ras protein signal transduction
Molecular function (GO): phospholipid binding; peptidase inhibitor activity
Source: RefSeq, a predicted model, not a curated record
UGAGCCAGACUUCCCUCUGCUUUACGCUCAAUGUUUUACCCUAUGCAGUAUUGGAAGAUAUACUGAAGGGUACAUGCAAAGUUGAUACAACUACAUACCUAACCUAGUAUUACCUAUGUAGUAUGCGCGGCAUGCAGUGGUACAUAAUGUAGCAUUUACAAGGAUUCUUCCUUUUGCAUGAAAAUGACAUCACGAUAAUACAAUGCCACUGUCUUGAACCGAUAUCGUUGAUGUCCUAUUUUCCUAUUCUCCUAUUCUCCUCUUUACUUACCUAACCUUAGAUUACUUGCCAAUGAUUAACGAACAAACAAGUAAAUCAACUUGUAUAUUGAGACAAAAUGUCGCAAGCGCGAAAAUGGCUCUAUGCUUUAUUGCUCACGACAACAUCGGUGGUAGCAACUGAACGUUACAUAGACCAGGUUGUCAUGGCGCCACCUGAGUUGCCGUUGUCGGAUUCCGAUGUAUAUCAAGUUCAACAUGAGCUAAAAAAGGCCGAUAUCUUUCCUACGGUCAUCGACAAGUUCCUCCCCUCAUUCCUCCUAGACGCCACAUGGCCGUCGGGGGAGCAUGCAGACUUGGGCAACACCGUAAAAGUAGACGAUGUCCAGGAUGAGCCCGCCAUCGUAGUGCGCCCAGGCAAAUCAUCCUCAUCGGUGCACCACCACCAUGGGAACCCAAACGUGACCUACACCAUCACCAUCACCGACCCGGAUGCUCCCUCCCGCGAUAACCCGGAGUGGUCCGAGUUCUGCCAUUUCAUCGCCACCGGCGUGAAGCUCUCCCCCUCUUCCUCUUCUUCUAGAUCGCAGCCGGAUACUCACAAGGUGUUAUCAUUGUCUGGCUUGACGGACAUCAUCCCGUAUAAACCUCCCGGACCACCGGCUAAGACGGGCAAGCACAGGUACGUGUUCCUGCUGUUCGCGCCGGCGAACGGGACGACGGACCCGUUGCGCUUGAGUCGCCCGGAGGAGCGGAAGCAUUGGGGGACGGGGAGGCAGAGGCACGGGGUUAGGGAUUGGGCGGAGGAGAAUGGGCUGGUGCCUGUUGCGGCGAAUUUUAUCUACGCUCAGAAUGAAGAGCAAUGAUGAUGUUUAGUAAGGCUGUGAGUAGCGUGCUCUUGCUACCUGAGGGGUUGAAAGUAUCUUGGUUUAUAUGUGCGUUUGGCUUUGAAUACUGCCAAGUAGUUCGCGUAUAGUGGUACGGGAAGGUUGAAAAACGUCUAGUCUCUAGCGAUGAACAGCAGCCCGUCUUGUAUAUUAUAAUACUCUGAUAGUAUUGCCACUCCUUCUCAACACCUUUCGAUCAUUA